Molecule: messenger RNA, 1149 nt
Organism: Aspergillus viridinutans
Lineage: Eukaryota; Fungi; Ascomycota; Eurotiomycetes; Eurotiales; Aspergillaceae
Exons: 6
Coding region: 1-1149 (382 amino acids)
Source: RefSeq, a predicted model, not a curated record
AUGCGGGUGAUUACUUCCAGUUAUCUAUACUACCUCCGCCAGGCAAUCGACGUCAGCCAGACACGAUGGAACGGUCUCCAAGUCGCGCUGCAAGGCACCUUCUGGCCCGGAAUAAUACCUGAUGACAUGGAGGCUCAUGACUUCCUCAACGGGAUCAUGACAGCCGUCGGCAUCAUUGCGGGCAUCCUCGGUGGGCCAGCUAUUGUCACCCUAAAAGAGUCGAUAAACGGCGUGGCGCGUGGUGUCGACACGAGAGUCAAGGACUCGGAUGAGAGCUUGGCGAAUCUGGCCAAGAUGGAGGCAGCUGCCGCAGAUUUUUAUCAAGGCGCUAUCAACGAGACCGUGACCCUGAACAACAGGCUGAUGUUUCAAGGAUCAUACAACGGUCAAAGCAUUGUUGACGUUUUGGCGGGUGGUGCUUGGCUCGAUUAUCACAAAAUUCCUGUUCUCAACCAGGACACGAGCUUGCCCCAGAUAUCGGAGACUCAGGCCAGCGAUUAUUUCUACAAGAUGCUUCUGUGCUUCUCCAUCAAUUAUGCAUGGAAGCAGCAGAACGUCUAUCUGAUUUCAUAUCCGAUGACAGAGGAUGAGUUCGACAACCUCUCGGUCAUAUCCGGCGACAACGACGCCCGUCUCAAGCACUACUACGGCGGACGAGGCUUCUUUUUUCAGUCCCUCAUCAUGAAGUCCGAGCUUCUGAACGCACCCUAUCCAAACACCCAAAACCCUCCCGGGUGGAAAGAAAUUGAAAAUUACGGCUUCUCCACCUGGGACAUCAUCCAAUCCUCCGCCGACGCCUUCACCCGAGGCGGCUUCGACUACCAGUUCGACAACGACCUGGAGUCCUACCUCAACACGCAGGAUUGGAACACUCUACUGUCACCCCCUUCCCAACUCCCUGGUGUUUUCACAAUCCCCCACUGCCAGGUCAUGCCGAAUGACGACGUGAAGAAUAUUCACGCUUUCGCAGAUUGGUUGGAUGGGCCUAAGACGGAUCUACGCCGUGAUAAGAAGUCAAGCUUCUGCUUGUGCCAGGAUAUCCAGGACAAGAACGGCAAGAAAUUCUCUGACUAUGUGGUCAGUGCGCAGGAUAUUAUUUCCGCACAUUGUUUGGACUAUGAUAUUCUGGGUGUUAAGAAUCAGUUUUAA